Messenger RNA from Lactuca sativa (garden lettuce), 1335 nucleotides. It is a transcript of the gene MPB2C, whose product is annotated as movement protein binding protein 2C. Gene Ontology annotation, molecular function: microtubule binding. Gene Ontology annotation, biological process: plasmodesmata-mediated intercellular transport. The record is from RefSeq and is a predicted model, not a curated record. Lineage: Eukaryota; Viridiplantae; Streptophyta; Magnoliopsida; Asterales; Asteraceae.
UAUUGUUGGUUUUGAUUUUCCUUCAAAAGUCUCCCAUCCUCUUUUACCCUCUUCCAAUCCUCACGCUUUCUUCUUCGUUCUUUUUCGAAACCGAUUUUUUCUGGGUUUCAGUUUCAGUUUCUGGGUUCAUUUCGAAAGCCAUAAUUCAAGAAAACGAAGAUCCAGGAAUGUAUCAUCAGUCAUCUCAGCACUUUGAUUUGGAGCAGGACAAUGCUAAUUUGGGUUUUGGCGGUGGAGAACCAACUUCAUGGCUUUCCGGCGAAGAUCUCCGACCUUCUUCUCCUUCUCACCGCCGUAAUCUUUCCGCCUUUUCAAAUUCCACCGCCACUACUGCCGCCGGAAAUGUCGACCGUCUUCUCUUCAAUGACCUUGUCGAGAUCGUUCCACUCGUUCAGUCUUUGAUUGAUCGAAAGGCAACCAGUUCAUACACUCGUAGGGGGUCAAUGAUCUACACGAAGACACCUUCGAGAGAAUCAAUGUCUUAUAAGAUGACUGAUGCAAAAGGUAGGAACGCUCAGUCAAUUCCUGGAAAAAAACGCAGGGAAAAUGGUGGUGGCAAUGAACAAGAUGGAGGAGCUGAUGGGUUUUCCAUGUUUUCCUCAAAUGCAAUUUUGACCAAGGAAAGGGAAGAGUUGACUGAAUUGAGAGAGAAAGUGGAGCAUCUGCAAAAACAGUUGUUGGAAAAAGAUGAAAUCUUGAAGUCAGCAGAAGCUUCAAAAAAUGAAAUUAAUUCUGUUCAUAACACACUUGAUCAAAUGAAAAAUCAGUUGGCAGAAAAGGAUUUGUUACUCCGCUCUACUCAGGCACAAUUAGCCGAUCUCAAGAUUAAACUUGCUGAUAAACAAGCAGCUGUGGAGAGGUUACAGUGGGAAGCAACAACUUCCAAUAACAAGGUGGAAAAGCUCCAGAAAGAUCUGAAUGCCUUUCAAGGAGAGAUGUCAUCAUAUACACUGUUAUUCGAAAGCUUGUCAAAUGACAAUUAUACCCUUUCGGACCAAGAGUAUGAUGAUAUCACACCCGAUGAUGCCCACCUUCCUGAAAUAGAUGAUAUGGAUAUUAGCAAAAUGGAAGAGGCACAAGAAGCUUACAUGGCUUCAAUUGCUUCUGCAAAAGAGAAGCAGGAUGAAGAGUCGAUUGCCAUGGCUGCCAAUGCAAGGUUGCAUCUGCAAUCUUUUGUUCUAAGAAGUUGACUUUUGAGAAAGUCAACGAUUUGGAGUGUUGUUAUGGUGGAUGUCAUAUCAUGCAAACCCUACCUACCCUUUGGUGUAAUCUUAUUCUUUUAAAAGUUGUGUGAGUUGGGAUUUCAUAUCCAUUUGCAAUACUUAAAUUUUAUCA